UGAGGGCGUGACCUGCCGUAAACAGGAAGUGAAGUGUGUUCGUCGUCGAUUUCUUUCCGGGAUAUUUUCUAAAAUGGUGUUGUAAAUCUAUCCCUAAUCAUUUGAGUUACGUUGCUAACGAACAGAAAAACAAACGGUGGUGAAAACAACCUCUUUGGUGGUGGCGGGAAAGUCGAAGCGCGCCACUUUGGUUGAGACAGCGAGCCCAGCCAGCGCGUGGUCACGUGGUCACGGAGGUAAUUAACAAUAAAAUGUUCAACUGGGCCAAUAUGAGCAAAGUGGAAAAAGCGCUUGAUAAAUCCUCAAUCCAUCCAUCUAUUUACCCCCCGCCUGUCUCUGGAUGUCGCGCCGGGGGCUGGAGCCUACCCCAGCUGCACUCGGGGCGGAAGGCAGCGCACACCCUGGACAAGUCGCCAACUCCUCAUCCAGAAAAGAGAUUUGAAGCCAAGCAUCAGUAUGUGAGACUUUUUUGUGUGGGACUUUGAAGCUGGUGAAGGCUGCAUGUGGACCCCAAUCUGGAACCCAUAAAGUCUCCCGUCAUCUGGGAACUUCUGAUUGGCUGCGAGGACCACUUACCCCCCGUCCGCGCUUCCCGCUCCCAUCCCUGGCCGGGGCCGGGCCCCGCCCCCCCGCAGCAGGCCUCUGCGCCAAUGAGAAGGAGCCGCGCUCGCCGUUUGGGUAUAAAAAGGGCCGAGGCGCAGGGUUUGUUGUUGUUCUGGCGGCCGGUUGGGGAAACCAAGGAACCUGGAAGCAAGGACGGCCAUGGAGUCGUAGGCUGAGAAGAUGAGAGAAGAGGUGUCCUGCGCCAACUCCCCCGAAGGAGGCCUGGGGGCCAGCGAGGAGGAACUGGAGAGGAGCUCCAAGAAGAGUCUGCAGGCGGCCCACAGAAAGCGCUCCCCUCACCUCAAGAAGGACAAUCAGACGGACCAGAUCGCCGCCGGCAGUCCCCAGCCGGGCCCCAAGAGGGUGAAGAAGAGCCCUCCGCCCGCGGUGAGCCUGGCCCCCGUCGGCUCCCUGGGCCCCCGGCCCGAGCAGCCCUUCGAGGACCUCCACUCCCAGCGGGUCAUCGCCAACGUGCGGGAGCGCCAGCGCACGCAGUCGCUCAACGACGCCUUCGCCUCGCUGCGCAAGAUCAUCCCCACGCUGCCCUCGGACAAGCUGAGCAAGAUCCAGAUCCUCAAGCUGGCCUCGCGCUACAUCGACUUCCUCUACCAGGUGCUGCAGAGCGACGAGAUGGACGCUAAGCUGGCCAGCUGCAACUACCUGGCGCACGAGCGGCUCAGCUACGCCUUCUCCGUCUGGCGGAUGGAGGGCGCCUGGGCCAUGUCCGCCAGCCACUAGGACCCCCACCUCCUCCUCCUGUCCACCAGCCACUAGGACCCCCACCUCCUCCUCCUGUCCACCAGCCACUAGGACCCCCACCUCCUCCUCCUGUCCACCAGCCACUAGGACCCCCACCUCCUCCUCCUGUCCACCAGUCACUAGGACCCCCACCUCCUCCUCCUGUCCACUAGCCACUAGGACCCCCACCUCCUCCUCCUGUCCACUACCCACUAGGACCCCCACCUCCUCCUCCUGUCCACUACCCACUAGGACCCCCACCUCCUCCUCCUGUCCACUAGCCACUAGGACCCCCACCUCCUCCUGUCCACCAGUCACUAGGACCCCCCCACCUCCUUCUCCUCCUCCUGUCCAUCAGCCCCUAGGACCCCCCCCACCUCCUCCUGUCCACCAGCCACUACGACCCCCCACCUCCUUCUCCUCCUCCUGUCCACCAGCCACUUGGACCCCACCUCCUCCUGUCCACUAUGUUUCUUGUUCCUCUCCUCUUUCCUUCAAUUGGUGCAACACCACCGCUCGCCCUCAGAUGUGGCUUCUAAACAACUCUGCCAACUCCAAAGAAGGCCAACAAAUGUAAACUUAUGGAGGAAAAGUCCCACUGCCCACUGCCACUUUACCACGGACACGCGAGACGUGGAAGUGGACUCUCCACGGCGAACAAUGGGACGGAGAAGGUGGGCGGACACAGCCAAUGAAUGUUUUUCUGUCUUCUUUAUAUAAUAAGCUGGGUCACAUGACACCCCCCCAGAAACCCAAUCACACGCUUGUUUCGUGGAUAAAUGGACCAGGGCACGGCCAAUGUGGGAAAUGAACUGUCUUCUUCUCACGCUUGCAACUCUUAUUUUGAAAAGGAAAAAAAAAAAGAAGUGUGACAAAUUGGGAUCUCAGCUACGUUGAAAAAAUUAUUUUGUGAUCUUUGAUUGUUUGUAUAGUUUGUUUGUUUGUUUAUGUAUUUGUUGUGUCAACUCCUGUGGACAAUAAACUCUUUUCUUUUGA
Molecule: messenger RNA, 2337 nt
Organism: Nerophis ophidion (straightnose pipefish)
Lineage: Eukaryota; Metazoa; Chordata; Actinopteri; Syngnathiformes; Syngnathidae
Gene: twist3
Product: twist3
Exons: 4
Coding region: 784-1341 (185 amino acids)
Biological process (GO): developmental process; regulation of transcription by RNA polymerase II
Molecular function (GO): DNA-binding transcription factor activity, RNA polymerase II-specific; protein dimerization activity; RNA polymerase II transcription regulatory region sequence-specific DNA binding
Source: RefSeq, a predicted model, not a curated record